Eublepharis macularius is the source of this 9331-nucleotide messenger RNA. It is a transcript of the gene VMA21, whose product is annotated as vacuolar ATPase assembly factor VMA21. The transcript is spliced from 3 exons. Gene Ontology annotation, biological process: vacuolar proton-transporting V-type ATPase complex assembly. The record is from RefSeq and is a predicted model, not a curated record. Bases 123 to 428 code for a protein of 101 amino acids. NCBI's taxonomy places the organism in Eukaryota, Metazoa, Chordata, Lepidosauria, Squamata, Eublepharidae. Gene Ontology annotation, cellular component: endoplasmic reticulum membrane.
ACCCCUACGGUGGCCUGGGCGGGUUGUGUCAUCUGAGUGGAAAAGUCGUUGUGGUAGUUUCGGUUCCCGUCUCCUCAGUGCGCCUUGGCUGGAGAAGGCGGCUUCCCCGGCUCGUGGCCAUCAUGGACCGAUAUGAUAAAACGGCGCUGAACGCGCUGGCGCCGCCUGAGCCUAGAACAGAAGGUUCGUUAGCAGCCACUCUAAGGACACUUCUCUUCUUCACAACUUUAAUGAUUUUGCUGCCCAUUGGACUGUAUUUCUCAUCCAAGGUGUAUGUAUUUGAAGACACCCUUGGAAUGUCCAACAGGGACAGCUAUUUUUAUGCUGCUAUAGUUGCUGUGGUUGCUGUUCAUGUUGUGCUUGCCCUUUUUGUCUACGUUGCAUGGAACGAAGGCUCACAGCAGUGGCGUGAAGGCAAGCAGGACUAAAGUCAGCAUUGCACGCUGUCACACAAAGGAACACUUGGCAGACGGAGUGCAGUCUCAAAGAGUACAUUGUAAUGAUGUGUAGAGGUCGAGGCGUCUAAGUUCCAAACAUUCUCCUUUGCUGAGUAGUACAAGAUUUGCUGCUCCCCGUAGUCCCGUAGCUUGUCUAACAAUAGCUGUGAAUUCACUGAAUGCAAAAUUUGCCUGUUGGGAAGAAGAGUCACAGUGUAAGAGAAGGGAAUUUUUGAUCCUACAAAUUGAUUUCAGGUGACAUAUUUAGUUUUCUUUCUGUUAAGCUGUCAAGAACAAUGACUAGAUCCACAUCUGGACAAUUCAAAAAAUAAAACUGGUGAAUUGAGAAUUUCAAAUGUUUCCACUAAGAGUCUGGCUUGCAAAUGGAUGAAAGUGAUGUAGAUUUGAUUCCUUAGUCUUUUAGUUUGAGCAUACGUAGGAGGUCCUUGACUGAUUCUAGUCUUUCCAUCCCUUUUUUGAAAGGAAAGUGAUGAUAUAUCUGUGUCUUGUCCAUCAGUUUGAGAGUCUGCCACCUCAUAAAUUCAGACUUAUGUUUCUGCGUGGUAGUUCAUCGCAUAAGAUGCCCUGCCAUCCAAAGAGCAAGGUGUGUUAAACGCAGUGAUCCUUGUUUCCAAGAUACACUUUUUUCCCAAUGAUAGGAUGUUUGGAAACGUCUCUCCAUUUUAUAUUUAGUCUCUCAAGACACGGUAGAUUGUUUAAGAGUAACAUUGACAUAGAUGAUGGUAUUCCAGAACCAGAAGUAUGUGUUGGGUGCUGAGACCUGCAAUGUGCUUUUUAAAAAAGAUCUGCUUGAUUUGUGUUGACACUCUACUCCUGUUGUUUUUAACAUCAUUGCAAUAGUAACAUCAUUUCCCAUUGUCACCUCACUCAACAGCUUGCAUGGACAACACUCAGCUUCUUAGCAGUGUAGUGAGGCUUCCUGUCUCUUUUGCAGGCCCAAACCUGGUCUUGCUGCUUUAAAAUAAUUGUAGACUCUCAAGUGCUUUUGCAGCUUUUGAAAUCAUGGAGAAAGUGUAUCAGACAGUUGGUACAGAUAGAUACAAUUGAAUCCUGGAAUUCAUCUUGAGCAAACUGAGUGGCACUGUCCACAGAUAUUUUCACUCUGCUAGUUCUUAGUGUCCACUUAGCAUAGUUUAUUGUAGAAUCAAGUGGUGAAGGCCUCUUCCUGUGCUGAUAGGGCACAUUUGACUUUUUUGGUUUCCUAAAGAAAUGUUAUUAGCAUCAGUUUCUUUAAAAGCCUCAUAUAUGAAGCUGUUAUUUGGUAAUUUUCAUUGGUGGUAUACUCAAGAAUGGACUUGUAACCAUUUUGAGUUGCAAGCUUAUUUUGUCUUUUUAAUACAAUGUAAUAGUGGGUCCAAGUAAAUGCAGAUAUUGAACUCUUUGCUCAGUGUGCAAUUAACUUGCGGAAUUCACUGCCACAGGAAACAGUGAUGGACACUGAUUUAAAUUCAUGAAUAGGCCCAUAGAUGGCUUUUAACUGUGACGACUUCCUUGAACUUCCAUGUUCAGUGGCAAUUUACCUCUGAAUACCAGUCACUUGGGGCAACGGGGAAGUUUCGGACUUCUAAGUACAUCUGAUUGGCUACUGUUUUAAAGGGUGUAUCAGACUAGAUAUAAUAUUGGUGUAUGAUCCAGAAGGACUGUUAUGUUAUUGUUUCUGUAUCAUUGCUUGUAAAAUGGAUAUGUUGCAAUGGGUCCAUUAUUCAUGCUAUUAUAUUCCAGAUGACUUUCUUUGAUAUUAAUUAUGAGGUAAAUGGGUAUCCUAGGUUCUCUCUGUUAUAUAUUUGCAUUAAACACAAGACAACAAGAAUGCAUUUCCUUCAGAUAAGAACUGCCCACAGCCAAGACAUGAUGUAACAUUCAUAGCAAGCUUGAUGUCUGAGACAGUAUUUUUCUUAUGUGACUAUUGUUUUCUGUUUUUAAUAACUAUUUCCUUAUAGCUGCCAGAGCUCUUUUAUGUAGAUCAGGAUUUCAAAUGCUAAAGAGAAUUUGUGGGCCAUUUCCCUCCCCCACCUCCGUCAUUAUAACAGUCCGUGUGCAUGAUAUUUUAAAUUGUUUCUUUAUUUUGUAGUGGUGAGCAAUUGCUGGGGCCCAGAACCAUUUCACAUAUAUUUUUAUUUUAUUCAUUGAAAAUAUUUAAAUCCUAACAUGCCUCUCUAAAAUUCAAAGGAGAGUACAAAUAUAUUUACAGCAUCACAGAUUUACAAUUUGGUGUACUGGUUAAGAGAAGUGGGACUCUAAUCUGGAGAGCUGGGUUUGAUUCCCCACUCCUCCACUUGAAGCCAGCUGGGUGACCUUGGGUCAGUCACAGUUCUCUGUAGCUCUUUCAGCCCCACCCACCUCACAGGGUGAUUGUUGUGGGGAUAAUAAUGACAUACUUUGUAAACUGCUCUGAGUGGGUGUUAAGUUGUCCUGAAGGACGGUAUAUAAAUUUAAUGUUGUUAUUAUUAUUAUUAUUAUUAAAUCAUAUUAAAAUUAAAAUAACCAUUAAGUUAACUUAAAACACAGUCAAAAUAUAUAGCAGCAUUUCAGUCUCAACACCAUAAAUGUAUCUCAACAGUCAAAAGGCCAGAAGACAUCUGAAGGAAAUUAAACAAUCCAAGGGAGAAGCAAAGUCAUAGUCAAAACAUAUUAAAUCAAAUGCAGGACAAAGAAAAGGUAUUACUAUAUACAGAUGAAAGAGAUGCAGAAAAAAAUGCAAUGAGAUGCUGAAAAAAACUCAAGCCCCAUAAGCAUUAUGCCACCCCUGAGAAGGCAAACUCGGCCUCGUCUGUCUACUGCAAAAGGUAAAAACUCUCAGAAGGGCUUCCUGCAAGUAUUUUAACACAUUUAAAACUUGAAUUUAUCAGUCACUUCUCCAAAUAUUCAAAUAUCUGUUUGAAUGCAAGUUCAGGGAGCUGAGUAUUGGCAGUUGUCUUUGGGUUGAAGGUGCUGUCUUCGUUUCUUAGUUGCCCUCUGUUUGUUGCGCAGCAAAAAUGUGCCACCAGCCAGCUAGCAGAACCCUGACACAUGAAUAAGGGUUAGAUUUGUGUCAGGCCUCAGAGAUGCAUCUCUUGAUAGCUGUCGCUCAAAUGGCACGAGAAUAAAAAGUCAAAUAGUUUGAAAUGCAGCCUUUGACCUUAUUUCCAACUUCAACAAUAAGGAUGUUUUCUUGGGGUUUUGUUAAAAGACUGCCCAUAAAAAGUGAGGCAUGAACUGGCUAAAAAUGCCGAAUGUUCAGUGUUUCUUACUGCCCUGUCUUUUCUCUUUAUGGCCCUCCAAACCUGUCCAAAACCACUUACAAGAGACCAGAACUGAAAAUACAACAAAUUACAGAGAUUUAAAAAAAAAUCACACAGAGUCUGGAAUAAACAACAGGUUGAGAAGUGUCAGGCAAUCAUAUGCCCUUUGCAAAAGAACAGCUUUAAGGAGGGAGCAGUAUACCAGGGCAGGCUUAUACAGGAAGUGAUGGUCUCUCAAGUUUGUGGGUCUUAGACCCCUUUGGGAGCAAGUCUGUGACAGAAAGCCUUCCCUCUUGUUGAUUGAAAGGGGGUGUGAGGAGAGAGGCUUCCACAGAUGCCCCUGUAUCCCCAAGCCAAGCAUGUUGGAGAGAGGGAAGCCCCUUCCACUCUAAACAGUGAACAGUGUUGAAGAGCAUUCUACAAAUAAGCUCAUAACAUGUCAUAGGCAGAAAGAUCAUGCAAAUCCACUCUCACAUUAUCCUGACCAUGCAGUGAAGCAUGGCAGGUUCACCACAUCUGCUGCUCAGCAAGACACAGCCCCAAGACUGUAUUAGAAAACCAGGAGCUAUGCAUGGUUUUGAGGCAGGAGUGCUAUCCCUUUAUCACAUGGGUAAACUCAGGUUACAUUCCCUGAACUCAGGUUUUGGUCUGAUUUCAGGGUAGUGCCAGUUGACCCUCAAAUUCUGGGCUACCUCCAAUUUCCUUAAGUAUUGUCUACUAAAAAAAAAACCCAUAGUGGUUUAGAUGAGCUCUCUGAAAUUGCUUCUUAUUUUACACUGUGACUUCCACUAUGAUUUUCCUUUCUUUUUUUUGCUACCAGUUGACCUCAUUUAUAAUUGCCACCCCUUCUCUUACGGUGUUUUGAAUGGGAAUGGAGGAGCUUUUAUGGGGAUCUGAACGGAAAUGCUCUCUGAAGGGCCUGACCAUUCUCCUGAGCGUGCUUGGCAUCAUUAGCUAAAGCAGAAUGAGGUAGCGGCUUUGCUUUCAAGGAUGAUUUUCAUUAGACAACGUCAUAUAUGGAGAAUUGUGACCUUUAUUUCCGUAGUGUGGUAGCAAAAGAACAAUGGAAACCCUUGCUCUUCAACCUACAGCAAGCUCUCCCUAGGGGAAAAAAUUAAUAUGUUUCAUGUGUCAUAAGCUCAAGUGGUCCUCUGUAUGUUGUGUGGAGUCUAAUAAUAUACUCAAAGCAAAUGUGCACCGGACGCUUUUCAUUGUGUGUAGUAGUGGUGCAGGAACUGUAUUUAACAAGUUCACAGCUCUUAUAACAAGUGUUGAAAAUCUCUGGGUAGUGCAUGAUGACAUAUUAACCACCAGAGGGAGCCAGAGUAGGCUUUUUAGUGCAGGCCAUCAUUAUUCUCAACCAGGGGUCUCCAGAACUGUGGAGUUCCUCAGGACAUUGUCAAGAGUUCCAUGAAAAAGUGUGGAAUAAAUGCAUUUUUAAAACUGAUAAUACCAUGAAAAAAUUCCAAAUAUCCCUCAAACCUUUUUUGGCCUGUAAAACAUUUUGAAAGGUAGGGGUUCUUCAGGAUUUGAAAGAUAAAUUUAGAGGUUCCUCCAUGGAAAAAUGUUUGGGAAAUGGGAUGCACAAUGAUACAGCGUGUCCUUUGGAUUUCAGAGGCCCCAAAUUCAAUCCCUGGCCACUGUAGGUGAAAAGAUUUUGGUAGGAGGGCCAAAAAACGUUAUUUCCUUGUUGUGAAAUUGUUGAUUUACUAACUAACAAGUAUAUGUAACGUGUUCCUAAAAUCAGCCUCAGUGCUAAAUGUCACUCCAGUUUUUAAAAAGGGCUCCAGAGAGGGGAUCUACGAGAUUACAGGCCAGUUAUCCUAGCAUCUGUUCCAGGUAAAUUAAUAGAAACUAGUAUAGUGGCGAGGGUGGAAGACUAGGAGCUAAACUACAUGAGACAAACUGAAUGAGGAUGCUCAGGUGAAGGGAGACACAAUGUUUGCCAGGAAGCAUAGUUUGAACUUCACCUCUCUUUACAGAGCUGGCAAAGAUCCCUCAGAGAGUUUGUUAAUUUCGCCUCUCAACAGAGCAAAAAUAGUUCCUCAGAGGGUUUGUUAAUAAUUGUCAAAGCCUUUGGGAAGGCAAAAUGAAAAUUAACAAACCUCUUAAGGAGAGAUCUUUGCAGGCUCUGUAGAGAGAGAGGUGAAAUUAACAAACCCUCUGAGGAGCAAAGUUUGCUGGCUCUGUAGAGAGGUGAAAUUCAAACUACACUUCUGUUGCAUCUCCCUUCACUUCAGCAUCCUUGUGUUAAUUCAUCUCGUGUAGUUUAGCUCUUGGAUGUGGCCAAUGCAGGUUUGAUUUCUUACUCUGUUUAUGAGAAGAGUAAUGUAAGCCACUUUGGGUCCCCAAUGGGGAGAAAGGUAGGAUAUAAAUGAAUACAAUAAAAACAAAUUAUUAAGCACACUGAGGAACAAAACCUACCGAGGGAAAAUCAGCAUGGCUUCUACAAAGGGAAGUCCUGCCUCACUAACUUUGUGGAGUUUUUUUGAGCAGAUUAACAAGCAUGUGGAUCUGGUAGAUAUAUACUUGAACUUCCAGAAGGCUUUUGACAAGGUAGCUUUCCAGAGGCUCCUGAGUAAGCUUAGCAGUCAUGGGAUAAGAAGUUGGGUCCUCUUAUGGAUUAAAAGUUAGUUAAACAGGAAGAAACCGAGAGUAAGAAUAAAUGGACUGUUCUUACAAUGGUGGAAUUGAGCAGUGGGGUCCCACCAGGUUUGGUAUUGGGACCAAUGUUAUGUAAUUUGUUCAUGUAUGAUUUGAAACUGGAGGUGGCCCUUCCUUUGCUCUUCUGAUCUCAGGUUCAGCAAGGCUGCAAAGGGUCUUUUGCUAAGACCUGUAAUCACUUGUGAAACUUAGGACGUGUUUUCAACACAGCCCUAUAGAGUUUGAUUCCUUUGGCAUAAGGGGAAGCCUCCCAUAUUUUUUCAGGCAUUUCAACUUAACAGUGAGCUAAAAAGGCUGUUUGAAUGAAUAAAAUCUAUAUUCAGCGAAUGUUUUUGCUGUUGUGUGCUCUUUUAUGCCUUCAUUUGCAGGUAUUAAAUAUUGACUUCCCUGCUUUUAGCAUGCAUUUUUCUCUCUGAUCCUCAAAAGAUUAUUUUUGUUUUUCCUUUCUUUUCUGAACUAUUUGUGGAACUAUUUUUCCUUAAUCUCUUUCAUUCUCAAGAGCCCAUCUCUCUCUGAGCUGUACAAUAGACGCAAUAAAUUGAUUUUUGUGAGAUGAGGCUGCUUUCUGCAUCCUCUAACAGACAUGACUCAGAAGGUAAUGCCAAAGCCCUCAUAUUUCUGUUCUGUCCAUGGUUAAUAAGUCAAAUGUGAGCUUUUAAAAAAAUAAUCACGUGUUCUUGAGAAACAAAAAAUAAUGAUUUCCUAAGGUGUGAGUGCCUCAGCAUUAGCUUUAGUUGACUUAUCUGCAAUUUAAGAUGAGCAAAAUCCUGUUCGGUUUUUAUAAAAUGUGAAUGAGCUGGGGAAGAUGAUCAAAUGGCUGUCAUGUUAAUGGAAUGAAGAAGGUGUACAAUACAGAAAGCCCAAGGUAGGGAGUUUUCUUGUUUUGUGUUUUAUUAUAGCAUAAAUUUCCAAACACAGUGCUGGGGAGGUCUAUUAUGCAGCGAGAGAACAACUACAAAGCCUCAAGAAACUUGUAAGAUUUUUGGAAGCCCCAGACACCCACCCAACAGCUUCUGCUAUUGGCUGGUAACUUUUCCUUAUCUCUCGCUGGGCAUGAUUGAUGGAGCAUUCAUAGUCACAUAUACUCAGAAGUAAGUCCAAGUUUAAUCAGUGAGGCUUACUCCGUCCUAGGAAAGUGUUACUAGGAUUGCAGGCUGAAUUAUCCAAAGACCCCCUUCGCAUUCAAGGAGGUCAGCCCAGAACAGUGACUCAUACAGUGACAUAGGGCAGACUCCUGUUAUCCACCAUGUAAGAAAACCUUUUCCGUUAUAAGGGAAGUAUGUAUUUUUAAUUCAGGGGGACAGUGCUUCAGCUGCAGAUGAUUUGGGACCAUCAUGUUUUGGUAUGGCAGAUACUAAAAAGACUGAAAGUUGCAACGUAGUGAAGAUACGUGCCCUGAAUCCAGCAUUACUGAUGCACAUUCAGGGCUCUGCACAAGCAGAAACUGCUCUUGUUGCCUUUAUAGUAGGGAGUGCUCUGAGUGUGAAAGCAGGAAACUCCUUGUGCAUGAUAACUAAAUGGAACGUCGUAUGUUGAGUCAGUACACCUCUGAAUAUCUGCAUGACGUAGGAAGCUACCUUAUACUAAUUCAGGCUACUGGUCUAUCCACAUCAGCAUUGUCUGCUCUGACUGGCAGCAGCUCUCCAAGGUACCGGGUUGGGAACUUUCACAUCAUCAGCCACCUAAUCUCUUCUAUUGGAUAUGCCAGGGUUUGAACCUGGAAGCUUUUGCAGGAAAAGCAGACGCGCUUCCAUUGAGCCACAGCCCCUGCAGGUGCUAGUGCUGUGUACAGACUGUUGUCUUCAUAUCAUUCUUGUGAGCUACUGCAGGCCUUUGGCUAGGCAGUGUUUGAAGCAGAAUAGUAGACCGGAUAGGCCUUCGUCUGGUCUAGCGAGACCAUUCUUCCCCUCUGUCUUCUUGGAGCUCUUCCCAUCCUAAGCGGCGGCAAGUGCCUGACUGAUGCAGAGCCAUGCCCUCUGAUUCUGCCUGCCUUCAAUGCAUUCAGACAAAGAGGGAGAUUUUAGUUUUCCCCCUCUGUCAAAAUUGUCACGCAGGGUAAUGUGAGUGAGUAGUUGAGGCUUACAUUCCUUUUGAAAGACUAACAACCAGUUGCUUUCACCCUUUGUGCCCAGUGGCCUCUGUGCGAGUUCUUUUGUAUUUGUUAGCCACAUUCUGCUUUUUGCGGUGGAGGUUUUGUUUGGCUGAAAGGCAGCCUAGAAGUUUAAAAAAUAACCUGGUGAAGAUGGACUCGGUCAUUUUCUUGCUGGUAAAUAAGCCAUUCUUCUGGUUGCCCCUGGAGACCAGCCGCGGAUGCUUCAGCCCAUCAGGAAAGGGCUCGGUUUUCUUUUUUCACUGCAAAUGCCUGCAUGCAAGUUUCAUGCAAGUUUGGAGGACAGCCUGGAUCUGGCCCCUUAGAAACCAGGUGUGAGAGGAAAAUAAGGCUUUGCCUCCACAGACUCCAAGAAAGAGGUGCAAAUCUAUUGUUUUCAAGGGAUUUAAAAUGUUUUCUGUUUUUGAAAGAUUUUUUUAAAAGUCAUGUCUCUGUAUAUAUUUUUCUUGCUUGAUUGUGAUUUUAUUGUUGUUGCCUCUGUGGAUAUUGUAAAGUUUUAUGCUGAGUCACCUUGAGCCCGUUUCAGGAAAGGCAGGACGUAAGUUUUUAAUAAAUGAAAUGGGAGAGCUUGGGGGGGGGGUAUGAUUGGCAGGCCACGAUUGACGUCAAUGGCAGGAGUGUCUUCGUAGUACAGUCUCAUUCUCCUAUUGGCCACUGGGUGUCACCCUUGGAGCUCCCCCAGGUAUAAUCAGAAGUUGGUCAAAGCCUUAAGUUUGGGAGAGUUUUCAAACUCCUUUUGAGGAAAGAGGAGGAUUUGUGGGGAGACAAAAGAAACCCGAAGAAAAGUUGUACAUACUGAAAGUGCUUGGAAACUUACGUUUGUGACAAGUAUUCUUUUGUUCUUUAUGUCUGCAAAUCUAAUUAAAAGGCUGUUUUGA